This is a messenger RNA of Strigops habroptila (Kakapo), 1611 nucleotides long. RefSeq names its product TLC domain containing 2 (gene TLCD2). Gene Ontology annotation, cellular component: plasma membrane. Gene Ontology annotation, biological process: phospholipid homeostasis; regulation of membrane lipid distribution; membrane assembly. The transcript has 4 exons. Lineage: Eukaryota; Metazoa; Chordata; Aves; Psittaciformes; Psittacidae. The record is from RefSeq and is a predicted model, not a curated record. Bases 30 to 761 code for a protein of 243 amino acids.
GGAGCCCGCGGGAGGCAGCGGGCCGGUGGAUGCCCAUGGCUGUGAGCCCGGGGCUGCUGGUGGUGGCCGGUUCCUUCGCCGCUUUCCGCCUGUUGAACCGGGGGCUGGAGCGGUUGGUGCCGCCGCCGCCGUCGGCCCGGCGCAACCGCUGGAAGUGGCGCAACAUCUGGACGUCGCUGGCUCACAGCGUGCUGAGCGGCGGCGGGGCGCUAGCCGGGUUCUGCCUCCACCCCGGGCUGUCUGAGGACCUGGUGGGCACGCACCCACCCGGGGCACACAGCCUGGUCUCUGUAUCUGUAGGUUAUUUCCUCGAAGACUUUGUGGACAUGUUGUGCAAUCAGAAGCUUCACCAGUCCUGGGAGCUGCUCUUCCAUCACUCCGUGGUGAUUGUCUGCUUUGGCACCGCAGUGCUGCUCCAUCAGUAUGUCGGGUUUGCCCUGGUGGCUUUACUGGUGGAGAUUAACUCCAUCUUCCUCCACCUGCGGCAGAUCCUGCUCAUGGCCAACCUGGUGCACACCCCGUGCUACCGCCUCAACAGCAUCAUCAACCUGGGCACCUACGUGGUGUUCCGCAUCGCCACGCUGGCCUGGAUGACCCGGUGGCUCUUCCUCAAUCGGGAGAACGUGCCCCUGGCAACGUACACUGUGGGCACAGUGGGAAUGGCAAUCAUGACACCCAUGAACAUCAUCCUCUUCUACCGCCUGCUGCGGAGUGACUUCUUCAAGUCCAGCCGGGAUGUGCAGUGGGAGAAGGAGCAGUAACCCCCUUCCCAGAAGGAUGAGAAGCCCCAAGCCCGUGGAGGAGGACAGUAAAGCGCAGUGGAGAGUGAAUGUGGCUGGUUUGGUGCGGAGGGUCCACACUAACAGAGCAUCCAGGCCUCCCUUGUGGGUGUGGAUCCUGGGCCCUGCACAGCGGAGAAGAUGCUCAUGGACCACUGGAGUUCUUCCCUCCCAACACCUUUGGAUGAUGUGGUCGGAUGACCUGGAGCUGCUCAGAGAAGCUCAACAGCUCUUGCAGCUCCUCGAGCCACCACUGAGAUGAGAAGGGAGCAGAAGAGCACUGCUUCCAAACACCACAGUGUGCUUCUAACCCCUUUGGUGCUGCAGUGUUCCAUCAGCCAGCAUUCUCUGCAUUCUCCGUGGCAUCUCCCAUGGGAGCACCAUCAGGCAAAAGAAGCUCCAAGGCUUCUCCCUGGAGGCCAGGGCCAGUAAAAGCCAAACCCUGCACUCAUGAGCCCUCCCUGAGGAGAUUGUCCCAUGUGGGUGAUGGAGGGAGAGGCUGAGACCUGCCUGGAUGGGAUGCUGCCUGUUGUGGGGUCCAGGUUGAAGGCAGAGACUGGCAGCGCUGUGCUUGGGGAUGGAGAGCCAACUUCUCCUGACAACUGGAGCUUUUCCCAUGUUAUUUUGUUCCAAGGUGUGUUAAAUGGCCAUAAAUGAGUGUGGGAGAGGGUAAGUCACUGGCCAGCAUGAUCAGUCCCCAUGGAUGUGGAGUUUUCAGGCAUAGGCAUCUAUUAGGAAUGGAAAGUUCUGCUGCUGAGCCCAGUGUAACGCUCUCACCCAGCACCAAAAGCUCUUACUAACACCAGCUUUUAAUAAAUGGCUGCAAAUGAAA